This is a messenger RNA of Diospyros lotus (date-plum), 3604 nucleotides long. Its product is annotated as coatomer subunit beta-1. The record is from RefSeq and is a predicted model, not a curated record. The transcript is spliced from 6 exons. NCBI's taxonomy places the organism in Eukaryota, Viridiplantae, Streptophyta, Magnoliopsida, Ericales, Ebenaceae. Gene Ontology annotation, biological process: intracellular protein transport; endoplasmic reticulum to Golgi vesicle-mediated transport; intra-Golgi vesicle-mediated transport. Gene Ontology annotation, cellular component: cytoplasm; COPI vesicle coat. Bases 241 to 3087 code for a protein of 948 amino acids. Gene Ontology annotation, molecular function: structural molecule activity.
GUCGGAGAAACGGGAUUAGGGCCAUCACAACAGUUCUCCACAUCCAGCGGCAUUACGCAGUGAAGUCUCUGUGCCUCACUUCGGUUUGCUCCCCCCAAGCAUAUACAACCUCUCUGCGGUCUGCCAGUGGCUUUCAGAUCUGAGAUAAAUCGGUCUCUGUGACUGUUUUCUGCACGCUUCGAGGAUCUGAGAAGGUUAUCGAAGUGAACUUGUGCAUCUCAUCCGAAAACACGAAGAGGCAUGGAGAAAUCUUGUUCCCUGCUUGUUCACUUUGACAAAGGAACGCCCGCCAUUGCAAAUGAGAUCAAGGAAGCGCUUGAAGGGAAUGACGUUCCCGCCAAGGUUGAUGCCAUGAAGAAAGCAAUCAUGCUUCUGUUGAACGGGGAAACCCUGCCUCAACUUUUCAUCACUAUAGUAAGAUAUGUUUUGCCUUCUGAGGACCACACAAUUCAAAAGUUGUUACUUCUUUACUUGGAGAUCAUUGAUAAAACUGAUGGAAAAGGACGGGUAUUACCAGAAAUGAUCUUGAUAUGCCAAAAUUUGAGGAACAAUCUUCAGCACCCAAACGAGUACAUUCGUGGUGUAACAUUGAGGUUUCUCUGUCGGUUGAAUGAGGUAGAGAUUGUUGAGCCUUUGAUACCUUCUGUUUUGGCAAACUUAGAGCAUCGCCACCCUUUUAUUAGAAGGAAUGCCAUUCUUGCAGUGAUGUCAAUUUAUAAGCUUCCACAAGGUGAGCAUCUCUUGGCUGAUGCACCAGAGAUGAUUGAGAAGGUUCUUUUGUCAGAGCAGGAUCAAUCAGCCAAGAGGAAUGCUUUCCUCAUGCUUUUUAAUUGUUCUCAGGAUCGGGCUAUUAAUUACCUUUUGACCCACGUUGAUAGAGUGUCUGAAUGGGGUGAGUUGCUUCAAAUGGUUGUAUUAGAGUUGAUCCGUAAAGUAUGUAGAACAAAUAAGGGAGAAAAAGGAAGGUACAUAAAGAUCAUUAUAUCUCUGUUGAAUGCCCCUUCAAGUGCAGUUAUUUAUGAGUGUGCCAGCACUCUUGUUUCUUUAUCAUCUGCCCCUACAGCUAUUAGAGCUGCAGCUAAUACUUACUGUCAGCUUCUACUUUCUCAAAGUGACAACAAUGUUAAGCUUAUUGUGCUUGAUCGCCUUAAUGAACUUAAAUCUGCUCAUAGAGAGAUUAUGGUUGAUCUUAUAAUGGAUGUGCUUAGGGCACUUUCAAGCCCAAACAUUGACAUCAGGAGAAAAACACUUGACAUAAUUCUUGAAUUGAUCACUCCCCAAAGUGUCAACGAGGUUGUUCUUACUUUGAAGAAGGAAGUUGUUAAGACUCAAAGUGGGGAGCUAGAGAAGAAUGCGGAAUUCAGGCAAAUGCUUAUUCAAGCUAUUCAUUCUUGUGCAAUCAAGUUCCCUGAAGUUGCAGGCACUGUGGUUCAUUUGUUGAUGGAUUUUUUGGGAGACAGCAACAUUGCUUCAGCUAUGGAUGUUGUUGUCUUUGUACGGGAGAUAAUAGAAACCAACCCAAAAUUAAGGGUUUCUAUUGUAACAAGGUUGCUGGAUAUUUUCUAUCAGAUCCGUGCAGCACGGGUCUGCUCCUGUGCUCUUUGGAUCAUUGGAGAGUACUGUCUGUCUCUUUCAGAAGUUGAGAGUGGUAUUGCAACCAUCAAACAGUGCCUUGGAGACUUACCCUUUUACUCGGCCACAGAAGAAGAGGAAAGUAAUGACUCUUCUAAGAAGUCUCAGCAAGUUAAUGCCAUAACUGUUUCCUCUAGAAGGCCUGCAAUUCUUGCUGAUGGGACUUAUGCUACUCAGAGUGCUGCAUCUGAAACUGCCCUCUCCCCACCUACUAUUGUGCAAGGAUCCUUGGCUUCUGGGAAUUUGCGAUCCCUUCUUCUCACUGGUGACUUUUUCCUUGGGGCUGUUGUGGCCUGCACACUGACAAAACUUGUCUUAAGACUGGAGGAGGUUCAACCAUCAAAAGUUGAAGUGAACAAAGUGUUGACCCAGGCAUUACUGAUUAUGGUUUCUAUGUUACAACUAGGACAAUCUUCCGCCCUUUCGCAUCCAAUUGAUAAUGAUUCCAAUGAUAGGAUUGUCCUUUGCAUAAGAUUGUUGUGCAACACUGGAGAUGAAGUCAGGAAGAUAUGGCUGCAGUCUUGCCGUGAGAGUUUUGUGAAAAUGCUGUCAGAUAAACUGUUAAGAGAAACAGAGGAAAUUAAAGCUAAAGCUCAGAUUUCUCAUGCACAACCAGAUGAUCUCAUUGACUUCUACCAUUUGAAGAGUAGGCGGGGUAUGAGCCAGCUUGAGUUGGAAGAUGAGGUCCAAGAUGAUUUAAAACGUGCUACUGGAGAAUUCGUCAAGGACAGAGAUGAUGCAAAUAAGCUAAAUCGUAUUCUUCAACUCACUGGAUUUAGUGACCCAGUCUAUGCUGAAGCUUAUGUCACAGUUCAUCAUUAUGAUAUUGUCCUUGAUGUUACUGUAAUUAAUCGAACUAAGGAGACCCUACAGAAUUUAUGUUUGGAAUUGGCAACUAUGGGUGAUCUUAAACUUGUUGAUCGUCCACAAAACUAUACAUUGGCUCCUGAAUCAAGCAAGCAGAUAAAGGCUAACAUUAAGGUGUCCUCAACUGAGACUGGAGUUAUUUUUGGGAACAUUGUCUUUGAAACUUCAAAUGUGCUUGAGCGGACAGUUAUUGUGCUGAAUGAUAUCCACAUUGACAUCAUGGAUUACAUCUCUCCUGCAGUUUGCAAUGAUGCAGCUUUCAGAACAAUGUGGGCCGAGUUUGAGUGGGAAAACAAGGUUGCUGUCAACACUGUAAUUCAAGAUGAGAAACAAUUCCUUGACCACAUUAUCAAAUCAACCAACAUGAAGUGCCUCACUGCACCGUCGGCACUGGAUGGUGAGUGUGGCUUCUUGGCUGCUAAUUUGUAUGCAAAGAGCGUGUUUGGAGAGGAUGCUCUAGUAAAUGUUAGCAUCGAGAAACAAGCAGACGGAAAGCUUGGUGGGUAUAUUAGGAUAAGGAGCAAGACUCAGGGGAUAGCUCUUAGCUUGGGGGACAAGAUCACUCUCAAGCAGAAGGGAGGCAGUUGAUCUGCCAUGGAUUGCAGGUUCUUGCACCUAAAUGGGAAACUUAUAUUGAAAGCUCUAGCAGCUGCAAUCAUGCUUUUAGGAGACAAUGUUGCAUGCUCUCUUCUGUCUGAAUCUCCAGGUUGGAUGUUCAAAAGAGAUAAUUUUAUCAACUGGGGGAGAUUUUUGAUAGGAAGCUUCCACAGGAAUAACCUGCUCUGUUAAAUUGGCUUGUCUUGAAGAGGAGUUUUUCUUGGCUCAAUCUUAUGUUUGUAGUUCACAUUAGCUCAUUUGUCGGAUGGGAUUUAAGGUCCGGUUUUACACCCAUCUUUUGAGGAGUGAAUUUAUAUCGGUGCUGGUGUCCUGUCUCUUUUGUUGAUACGACAAUUAUUCUUGAUGUAUACUGUAUUUCCUCUCUCUCUCUCUCUCUCUCUCUAUAUAUAUAUAUAUAUAUAUAUACAUGGCAAAGUGGCGGCAGCCACUGUGGGUGUAUUUACGAUUUUUUGCUGCUUACUAGAUUUAAUUGGCAAAAUUGACUUCA